Messenger RNA from Pediculus humanus corporis (human body louse), 921 nucleotides. Its product is annotated as Paired box protein Pax-1, putative. Lineage: Eukaryota; Metazoa; Arthropoda; Insecta; Psocodea; Pediculidae. The coding region runs from base 1 to 921 and encodes 306 amino acids. The record is from RefSeq and is a predicted model, not a curated record. The transcript has 2 exons. Gene Ontology annotation, biological process: anatomical structure development; regulation of transcription by RNA polymerase II. Gene Ontology annotation, molecular function: DNA-binding transcription factor activity, RNA polymerase II-specific; RNA polymerase II cis-regulatory region sequence-specific DNA binding.
AUGAAAAGAAAACAAACAAGCGUUCAACAAUACGGAGAAGUUAAUCAAUUGGGUGGAGUUUUCGUGAACGGACGUCCACUCCCCAACACGGUACGAAUGCGCAUCGUGGAAUUAGCACAAUUAGGAAUAAGACCGUGUGAUAUAUCACGUCAGUUGAGAGUUUCACACGGAUGCGUUAGUAAAAUACUUGCGAGAUUUCACGAAACGGGAUCAAUAUUGCCGGGUGCCAUAGGAGGAAGCAAACCGAGAGUCACGACUCCCAAAGUCGUGUCUUACAUAAAAGGACUCAAACAAAAAGAUCCCGGGAUAUUCGCAUGGGAAAUACGAGAUCGACUCCUAUCGGAUGGUAUCUGUGAUAAAUAUAACGUCCCCUCGGUUAGUUCAAUAAGUAGAAUAUUAAGGAAUAAAAUCGGAGCUUUGGUUCAUCAUCACCAUCAUCAUCAUCAUUCUGGUCCGCCGCAUCCGAGUCACUUGUACAAUUCCCUGUAUUCGUCGUACACGUACACGGGUGCGAGUGGCGGUCCACCGCCGAGUCAUCAUCAACCGUUAGGAUCAACGAAAUUACCAUCGUCGCCGCCUCCUCCGCCAAGCAGUCACGCUCAUUUUCCGAGAGCUCCACCUUCUCACUGCUGGCCGAGUUCUCAUUCGGUGACGGACAUAUUGGCGGGAGCUCAUCACGCGGCCGCGGCCGCUGCCGCCGCCGCCGGAUUCAGAGCUCAAGCGGCUCAACAUUCUCCGAUACCCGCGACAACGAGUCAAAUCCCUCCAACGGCAAAUCCGACGUCUCCCCAAAAUUAUAAUUAUUACAUGUAUUUGCAAGGAUGCUCACCACCGGGAUCCAUAGUCGGUUCGACGGUUCAUCCAUCAUCGUCGUUAUCUUUAUCACAUCAUGGAAUAUCGGGGCAAACGACUUCUCUUUAG